Messenger RNA from Dryobates pubescens (Downy woodpecker), 2607 nucleotides. RefSeq names its product yippee like 5 (gene YPEL5). The transcript is spliced from 4 exons. Lineage: Eukaryota; Metazoa; Chordata; Aves; Piciformes; Picidae. The coding region runs from base 217 to 582 and encodes 121 amino acids. The record is from RefSeq and is a predicted model, not a curated record.
ACGAGAAGAAGAAGCUCAAGCCUGGUUUCUGAGAUGUGAAGAUGAAGUUUGAGCCUUGUUCCAGAAUCUGAGAUGCAGUAGAUGGUGCUGAAGCAACACUGAGGCUCCUGAAAUAUCCACAGCCCAUUGUGUGUAUAGGAAGUGCCUGCUGGCUCUCCCCAACGCUGACGGUCCUGUGUCUUCAAGAGGUCUUGAGUACAAACUGAAGCUCUGAAAAUGGGCAGAAUUUUUCUGGAUCAUAUUGGUGGCACUCGCCUGUUCUCCUGUGCAAACUGUGACACCAUCCUGACCAACCGCUCGGAGCUCAUCUCCACUCGCUUCACGGGGGCCACGGGGAGAGCCUUUCUUUUUAACAAGGUGGUAAACCUGCAGUACAGCGAGGUUCAGGACCGGGUCAUGCUCACUGGCCGCCACAUGGUUCGAGACGUGAGCUGCAAGAACUGCAACAGCAAACUGGGCUGGAUCUAUGAGUUUGCCACCGAAGACAGCCAGCGCUACAAGGAGGGCCGCGUCAUCCUGGAGAGGGCGCUGGUGCGGGAGAGCGAGGGCUUCGAGGAGCACGUCCCGUCCGACAACUCCUGAAGAGGCUCAGCUCCCUCUUCAGGCUCUCUUCAACUGAAACUCAAAAAUAAUAAUAAAAUCAACAAAAAAUUCUGCUUACAUACACUGUCACCUUAGCAUCAGAGUCGGCUUCAUGGACUACAGAGCGGGGAAGAUUGUGAGGAUGUGUCAGAUGGAACCUUCCUCUCUUGGCUCUUUUUUUACGUUGUACCUCUUUUCCCCCCCUCCAGCAGCUGUUUGUAGAAAGGAUGUUGUGCAGAUGCUGUCACUCUUUCUCUCUUGCAUUUACAUCUGUUAGGUUUGAGGUUGUAUCCACAGAUGCAGUGGGCUAAAAAGGAAAAUACUAGGGGAGGGAGGGGGAAGCUGUCCUUUUGUUAGAGAGACAUUCAGUGAGUUGUUUUAGUUUGCACAGAACUGAUGGCAGCCUAAGUUAUUUUAAAUCUACAGACUUCUUGGUUUUUCCUUUUUUAAAAGAAUAUAUUCCCAUUUUUGGCUGAAGUUUUUAGUUAGGUUUUGGGGUUUUGUUUCUGGGUUUCUUUUUCUUCCCUCUUCCCCAGUCUUUUCACCUGAUUUGCUGGCUAAAAGUCAAGAGAUCCGAAUUUGUGCCGAGUGCUAAAGGUUCAGUGUUGGUACAGCUUGGGCUGGCCCUCGUGCCAUAUUCUUGUUGAGGUUGAUUGGUAGCACAGAGCCCAUCUAUUUCUUGUCAUUCUUGACCCAAAGAUGUCACCCACUCCUUGUUUCUUUGUGAAGUUCCCAUUCACCAUGUAAACUGGUGUUGAUUGGAAAACUGUUCUUGAAAUAGGGCAAGACUGCUUGGCUUUUUUCUUUUGACUGUAACUGAUGUAACUUAUAAGCAUAGUAAUAGUAUGAAAAAACAAAACCUAAUAGCUGUCUGGUUAGUCUUGAGUUGCUUACAGGUCAGGCUGUGUUUGUAACCAUAGGGAAUCCACUGAGAAGCUACCGUUCCAGUAGUCAUUCCCUCCCCCUGCCCCCAGUUUCUCUACUAAUCUCAUUAAACAGACAGGGAGUUGGAAAUCUUAAUUCUUCCAAUAGCUUUCUUUUAAACCCAGCAACUUCCUAUGUUAAACACAGCUGCUGUGUAAAAGGAGAGGAUUGCCAACAUGUUUGCUCAUGCCUGGAGUUAUGCAACCUGCAUCUCUUGAAAAGAUUUGACUUCAACAGCUUGUUUUCAAAUGCUGCUUCUGGUGUUGGAACCUUGACCUUUCGACUUUGUUGAACCUUCCAUUGUGAUGUUACUUUUUUUUUACCUUUCUGGGCAGCAGUACAUGUCAGCCUAGUAGUAACUAGUGACUUGGAUUCCUGCUUUCUUUGUGUAGAGCUCAGCUCUGUUCCAAACAGUGAUCUUGCUUGCCUUUCUUUUCUGCAAAAAUGCUCUGCAUUAACUUAACUCAAGGGUGCCCAAACACUUUGAUUGUGUCUUAAGCCAUAAGUUAAGAUCUCAAGGGCUGAAAUGUAUUUGAAUGUUAGAUAUGUGUGAUUCCUUAGCAAAGACAAAAGGUUGGUUGGCUUUUUAGUAUUGGAUCAAUUGUGGUUGACAUGAAAUAAGUUACCCACAGAUGUAAAAGGUGGGGGGAAGGGGAGGGGAAAACCCCAGCUACCCAAUCAAACAGAUCUGGGCUCUGAACUUUCAGAAGAAACUCUUUUAUUUUCACUACCUACAGCUCCAUAUCUGAAAACAAAAUGUAGAGGGUGACUAUGUGUGGAGUAUUUUCCUUCAUUUGUUUUCUCUUAUGCUGCCAAGUGGCAAUUUGGACACCCCUGACUUGAAUUUACUGCCUCUCUCUUGUAAAAGUAGCUUUUCACAUAGAAAGAGAACGGAGUAGAUCACAUAACCAGAGCUGUGCUUGAAUCAAGCUGCUUAAACAAUAGUGUACUUGUGCCUCAAAUGAAUCAGUUUUUGCACUGAGUACAGCAGUACCCCCUUAUCUUGUACUUCUGUCCUUCACAGACUCGAAAUGGCCCCCUUAGCAUGGUUCUCUGCAGUACUUUUCUGUACUUCUGACAUUACAAUAAAGUAUGUUUUGU